Molecule: messenger RNA, 3827 nt
Organism: Habropoda laboriosa
Lineage: Eukaryota; Metazoa; Arthropoda; Insecta; Hymenoptera; Apidae
Gene: FLASH
Exons: 3
Coding region: 243-3461 (1072 amino acids)
Source: RefSeq, a predicted model, not a curated record
GUGCACCAUAGUGAUUUUACAGCGGGACAAGUAUUAAUAUUAGUCGACAUUAGUCACUGCUCACUGAUAUUUUUCAUUGUAGUCAACAACACAUAGGAACACAGUGAUAUACAUCCUUGAUUAGAAUGUAUGGUAACGUAGAAAUAGAAGGUUCGCGGUGAUAAGCGAUAAAAGUGAGAAGAGCAUAGAAUGAGAAGCAGCAACAGAAUGAGAAUUUUCUGUAAAAGUUUAUAUUCUGGAAAAUGACAAGCAUGGAAGAUGAUAUCGAUAUUUAUGAAGAUUUGCGAAGUUUCGAAACAACGCAUAAUGAGAACUUCAUCUCAAACAAUGAAGAAAAAAUCGUAGGCGAACAAGUGCAAUUGAAGAAACAUAUUGCAGAACUGAUGGUGAAAUUAGAGAAUUCCCAAAAGGUGAAUAAAAAUUUGGAAAUUAAUUUAUUUUCAUUAUUGAAAACUGCGAAAGCAGAAAUUGCGCGAAAAGAUAAGAUGAUAGACGAAUUAAAGAAAAAUCUAGACGAUGUAACAUUCAAAAGGAGCAUACAUUCUAAACCUAGCAAUUACAUUGCUCAUAAAUCUGCUUUUUGUGAAACUAGUAUAAAUAUGCAUCACAAAUUGCCAGAUGUUUGUUUAUUUCCUAAUGAAACUGGUUUGGAUGUAUCACUGGUGGAAUCCACGUACAGCCGAACCAACAAAGAACAACAAAGUAAAUCCACUUUAAUGCCUGUUACUACUGUCUUUGGUGAGCGAUUACUUAAAAGAAUGGUGGAUGAGCAAAAUUUAGAAAAAAAAGAUAAACAGUUGAGUAAGUCAAAUGGCAGUAAUAACGCAGUUAGCGAGAACAUCGAAGGAUACGUAAUCGAAAGUGAUAAAGAAAAUGGUUCGUUAGGCGAUACUAAUAUUUGCAAUACAAAGGAAAUCCAAUCUUCUGCGAUAGCGCAGUACAAAGGAAACGAACAUUUAAAAAAAAAUUUAGCAACAGUACCAAAAAUUACAUCGAAAGAUUUGCAUAUGAACAACAAGAACAACAACAAGAGUGAGAUAAAUGGCAGAUUUGAUCGAAGAUCAACGCUUAUCGGUAAUUACAGUGGGAAAAGAACGAGCGAAGAUGCAAAUCGUCAUAUUCCUGUAAAACGAAAGAAAUCUAACGCUGAUGAAUGUUUCUCUGAAUCACUAAAGAGAGAAACAGAAGGCAGCACAGUGUUGGAAGCCAAAGAGAAGUAUACGUUUCCUCCUUCCCGAUGCGCCAACGUCGAAUCUUCCGGUAAUUUUAGGUGGUACAGUCGGAGCUCGAGCAUGGAAGUGAAAAAGCACAGUUACUUUACAGACAACACUAAUAAGAAGGAAGAGAGGAAAGAUUCAAAAGAUAAGAACGUCAGCGACGCAUCAAUCGCGACAUGCGAGAAAAGAGAGGCAACCGCACGUUCUUCAAAACGGCAUAACAAAUCUACUGAAAAUUCUACUUUAGAGGAAAGAAACGGUGGUUAUCGUGGUUGCGUUGAUACUGUUCUCAAGAGGGACGAUUAUCGAGUUAAUCACAGUGAACGUCAUAGAGGAGGUAAGCAAAGGGAGUAUCAUUAUACCGAGGAUUAUCGAUCGCGUGUCAAAUCAGCGUCGUAUGCAAAGUGCCGGGGGGAGAAAUACAGUAGAAAUCAGUAUAACAAGCAUACCACUACCACUACCACCACCACCGCCACCAGUUACGAAGAAAGAUUCGAGAAACGUUAUAAUUUCCGAAGAGCCAGAGUUCCUUCGGAUAAAUUGAAACACCUGUCUAAGAGAGAUUUCUCUAAUGACCAUGGCACGAGCAAACAUUCGGCGAUCGAUCGAAUUUCGAUGGAUCAAAAGGCCGGUGAUGUGAAAAGAGACGAUCAUUUCAAUGAAUAUGAUUCGUCAGAACGAAGAUUGAAGAAAGGUGUCGAUAAAACGAUUAAAAGGGAAAAGAAGCAAACCGUCGAAUACAACAAGCAUUCACAUCGUAAGUUUAGCGCAGAGAAACUUAGCGAGCAUUCAAAGCAGACUUCGGUUUCGGGACGAAGCGUUAAAAAGGACGAUUUUGUGAUUGAACAAAUCAAUAAUGUAACCCCGGAAACAGAACACGAGCUCGGAGUGGACGAGGAAUUACGAAAGUACGCCGAAGAGGAAUUGCUAGAUUCAUGGACGGAGUUGGAAGACGGAGAAAUUUCAAGCACUUCGAACAGCGUAACGCGCGCAAACGAGAAACGUCGCGAAGGAUCGAAAGAUCAGCGAUGCGAACUGCCACUCGAAGAAUUGGUAGAUAACAAUAAUGCUGCAUCGGUAACAAGCCUGAAAUGUGACACAACAAAGAUCGAAACGGUGGAAUACGGAUCAGAAGUACCUAUUAACACUAAUCUAUCAAAUACUGAUGAUGUUGUAUCUUUCGCAAUGGAGCGGAAAAGUUCUGAAAACAUGGAGAAUGUCGAGAAUGUUGAAAACAUUGAAAAAUUUAUUCGCGAUUAUACUUCGAAAAACGAUAAAGUGUCCAAAAUGAUAUCGGUAACGUCGGAAACGAUACCUGUAUCGCACGAUACGCUAGCAAAUGCUGGAGUAACGAUACAAAACGAUACUAGCGCCCUAAACGAAGAUUCUUCUAACUGUGUAGAAGCCCCCGCGGAAUGUUGCGCGGUGCUGACAUCGAACGGUAUCAACAUCAAGAUCGUUUCUUUCGAUGAAAAUCCUAAAACGAAUAAGAAACCCCUAACAAAAAUUGGAAACCCAGGGAAUUUUCUCAGUUAUCAUGAUGACAAUGAUGCCGAUGUUGGUGCUGAUCGUCUUGCUGUUCAGGAGGACGAACAAGCAGAACGAACGAUAUCUUUGAAACAUGGAAUAGACGAUCGUCGGUCAUCUAACGAUAAUCCAACCACGGAACUAUACAUGGCAACGGAUCAAUCCAAGUCGGAGAAUAUCGUGAAAGAAUAUCAUGUUCCACGAAACAUGUGCGACCUUCCCUCUACGAUUCUCCUCGAAUCGUCUAUAAAAACGGAUAAGAGAAACAACAAUGAUAACAAUGUAGACAUCGCUACUAACGAUGACACUGGAAACAACCGCGAUAAUAAUACUUGCAAUGACCGUACCAAGGGUAUAAUUAAUGAAAACCGAAAUUCCGAGGACGACAGAUUAACGACGCCAAUGACAGUGACAAAAAGCGAAUAUAAAAAUACAAUCGUUAGAAUGGAAACGAUACGAGAGAAAGAAAUGCGUAAACUCGUGGUGGAAAGAGGAGAAACACGACUACAAGAAAUUGAAGUAUCGCAAAGUCGAAAUCAAAAUAAAAAUACCGCGAAAAAUAUAUCGAUAAAUGUUCAUGGAAAAAUAGUUUUGUACGCGCGUCGCAGAAAACCCGUAUGCUUGGCAAACAAUAACGCAAAUAUGACUGUCCUCAUAAAUAACAAAUCCGAUGCUAAGGUCCAUGCAUCCAGUACGAAGGACGCAACGAUGGUAUAGAAUUCUGUUUUAAAAAGUCGUAAGAACAAUCGAUCGUGAUACUAUGAUAAAGAUGAGUUAACCGAUCGUUAAAAUUAAUAAUAAGCUGAAUUGAACUGGUCUGUACUUGGCGAGGGGCAAAUAUGUAUUCUGGUUUAGCAACGUUUCAAUAUUACCCUGGUUAUUUAACUGGAACAACAGCAACAACAACAAGAUACAUUCAUAAAAACGUAAAAUUCGUGUAACAGGUUCCGCGUUAAAAUAUAUCGACAUUAAAUAUUAAUGAAGUUCCUACUAUUAUCAUUACCAGUGCUGCUAUUGCUGUUACAGCUACUAUUACUACCAACAUCAUCAUCGUCAUCACGUCGUCACCGUUACCACCCACUA